CUUAUGUAAGGGCAGAGGCGGGGCCGGCACUGCUGUGGCGACGGCAGCAGGACAGCCAUGUCCUGGUACCGCAACACCGUCUGGUUCGUGAAGGGGCUGCGGGAGUACACGAGGUGCGGCUAUGAGUCUGCAUCCAGGCACUUCAAUCCAGACGAUGUGGAGGUGAACGUGGCUGGGAGAUCCUUUCUGGUCACUGGUGCCAACAGUGGCAUUGGCAAGGCCACAGCCACAGAGAUAGCGAGGAGAGGUGGCACGGUUCAUCUGGUUUGCCGGAGCGAGGAACGGGCUGAGGCCGCCAGGCGAGAGAUAGCGGCGGAAACCGGCAACCAGAAUCUUUUCCUGCACAUUUUGGAUAUCUCUAACCCCAAGGAGAUCUGGAAGUUUGCUGAAAAGUUCAAAAAUGACCACAAAUUGCAUGUGUUGAUCAACAAUGCAGGAUGCAUGGUGAAUAACAGAGAAUUAACUGAAGAUGGGCUUGAAAAAAACUUUGCAACAAACACUCUGGGUACAUACAUUUUGACAACUGCCCUGCUGCCCCUCCUGGAAGAAGCAGCUGAUGCCAGGGUGAUAACUGUCUCUUCUGGGGGCAUGCUGGUUCAAAAACUAAACCUCUCUGACCUGCAGUCGGCAAACGGGGCCUUUGAUGGAACUAUGGUGUAUGCACAAAACAAGAGGCAGCAAGUGGUCCUGACAGAACAGUGGGCAAAGGCUCACAGGAACAUCCAUUUCUCUGUGAUGCACCCUGGCUGGGCAGACACUCCAGCUGUGAGAUCAUCAAUGCCAGAUUUCUACGAGAGGAUGAGGAGCAGCCUGCGCACAGAGGCCCAGGGAGCUGAUACCGUGGUGUGGUUGGCAGUGUCCUCCGAAGCAGCGAGGUUCCCAAGCGGCUUGUUCUUCCAAGACAGGCAACCAGUCAGUACACACCUACCCCUGGCAAGCACCCACAGCCCACCAGAGGAGGAGGAGAAGCUAAUGGAGGUGCUGGAAGAAUUCUCCCAGAAGUUCAGAUCCACUGCUGCAGGAACUUAGUGCCGCUGCUGGCCGAACGU
Molecule: messenger RNA, 1049 nt
Organism: Dryobates pubescens (Downy woodpecker)
Lineage: Eukaryota; Metazoa; Chordata; Aves; Piciformes; Picidae
Gene: DHRS12
Product: dehydrogenase/reductase 12
Exons: 10
Coding region: 58-1029 (323 amino acids)
Source: RefSeq, a predicted model, not a curated record